Messenger RNA from Suncus etruscus (white-toothed pygmy shrew), 1728 nucleotides. RefSeq names its product angiotensin II receptor type 1 (gene AGTR1). NCBI's taxonomy places the organism in Eukaryota, Metazoa, Chordata, Mammalia, Eulipotyphla, Soricidae. The record is from RefSeq and is a predicted model, not a curated record. Gene Ontology annotation, molecular function: angiotensin type II receptor activity. Gene Ontology annotation, cellular component: membrane. Gene Ontology annotation, biological process: immune response; G protein-coupled receptor signaling pathway; regulation of vasoconstriction. The transcript has 2 exons. Bases 126 to 1205 code for a protein of 359 amino acids.
UCAAGAUCAGCUGAUCUCCAGUGCCCAGGCUCUUUCCUGAAUAAGGCAUGGAAGCCAUCCAGUGAGAUCUACCUCCAGGUGAAUUCGGUAAUAGUGCCUGAGACUAAUUGACCCAGGAAAUCAAUAUGAUGCUCAACGCCUCUACCGAAGACGGCAUUAAAAGAAUCCAGGAUGACUGUCCCAGAUCCGGAAGGCACAGUUACAUAUUUGUCAUGAUCCCCACUUUAUACAGCAUCAUCUUCGUGGUGGGAAUAUUUGGGAACAGCUUGGUUGUGAUCGUCAUCUACUUUUACAUGAAACUGAAAACUGUAGCGAGUGUUUUCCUCUUGAACUUGGCACUGGCUGACUUAUGUUUCCUGCUGACUUUGCCCCUCUGGGCUGUCUACACCGCAAUGGAAUACCGCUGGCCUUUUGGCAACUACCUGUGUAAGAUAGCUUCGGGCAGCGUCAGUUUCAACCUCUAUGCCAGUGUGUUUCUGCUCACCUGUCUGAGUAUUGAUCGCUACCUUGCUAUUGUCCACCCCAUGAAGUCCCGUCUUCGGCGCACAAUGCUAGUGGCCAAGGUCACCUGUAUUGUGAUCUGGCUGCUAGCUGGCUUGGCCAGUUUGCCAACAGUUAUCCACCGCAAUGUGUUUUUCAUCGAGAACACCAAUAUCACCGUGUGUGCCUUCCACUAUGAAUCCAAAAAUUCCACCCUCCCCAUAGGGCUAGGUCUCACCAAGAAUAUACUAGGCUUCCUAAUUCCCUUUCUGAUUAUUCUUACAAGUUACACUCUGAUCUGGAAGGCCCUGAAGCAGGCUUAUGAAAUUCAGAAGAACAAGCCAAGGAAUGAUGAUAUUUUCAAGAUCAUCAUGGCAAUUGUGCUUUUCUUCUUCUUUUCCUGGGUCCCCCACCAAAUAUUCACCUUUCUGGAUGUCCUGAUUCAACUGGGCGUCAUCCAGGACUGUAGGAUUGCAGAUAUUGUUGACACAGCUAUGCCCAUCACCAUUUGCAUUGCUUAUUUUAACAAUUGCCUGAACCCGCUUUUUUAUGGCUUUCUGGGGAAAAAGUUUAAAAAAUAUUUCCUCCAGCUUCUGAAAUACAUUCCCCCAAAGGCCAAAUCUCACUCAAACCUAUCAACAAAAAUGAGCACAUUAUCCUACCGCCCCUCCGAUCCUGGAAGUUCAUCCUCUAAAAAGCCAGCCCCAAGGAUCGAGGUAGAGUGAGACAACAAAGCCUGUGAGGGAAUCACUUAGUAAGAGAAGGAGCAAGAGGAACAUCCCUUCAUUCCCAAAUGAGCAUCAGCUCUCGAUCCUUGUCAUAGGAACGUGGACAAGGUGGACUGAACUGAUUUUUCUAAAGCUCUGAACAAAAGCUUUGUUUUUCCUUUGAAAUCAAACAAAGCCACCAUGCCGCAUUCUGUGAUAUGUAGAUGACAGCCACUCCAAGGGCAUGUCAGAAUGUGACUGAGCAUGUGGAUUUGGACAUUUGCACUGGCAAGCAGAAAUGCAGUUUCCCCCAUCUGUUCCUACUCAAUUAUUCUUGAUUCCUGCAUGAAGGUGUUUAGAAAAUGUGAACACUUUUGAGCUACAUUUUUCAACCUUUUUCUUAUUUUAAUCCUUUCCUGACCUUGUUUUCUUCCUGUGGCACUCCUGUUCUACCACUAGACUCUCUUGGCUGAUGCUAUAUACUACCAUCCACUUACUCAAUUUUUUUCCAGUGGCCCCCGUGGAAUAUCCUGGGAGCUCC